Molecule: messenger RNA, 1143 nt
Organism: Fusarium venenatum
Lineage: Eukaryota; Fungi; Ascomycota; Sordariomycetes; Hypocreales; Nectriaceae
Source: RefSeq, a predicted model, not a curated record
AUGGCCCGUGGUUUCCUUGUCGCUCGUCAUGAAGUUGAUCAGGUUGAGAUUACACUGAGCAAGUGUAUGAAGGACGAGCUACACGAACGUCCUGGGAAGUUUCUCACUCUUCUCGUCAAGAGAGCUGUACCUCUUCGUGCUGCUGAAGUCUUGGCUCGUGAUAUAGGCGACCUCACUGGGAUCGAAGUCGGCAGUACAGCCGCUGUAUGCCUAAUCGCCAUCGGAGCAUCUGACGGUGUGAUAACAGCUGCUUCUGAGCUACUCGCCGACUUCAUCGCCAGCGUGGAAGUCGGCUCUGCUGUCGUCACGGGGGGUGUAGAUGCAGCUGCCAUGGCUGGUAUCGCUAUCCUCUGGGGCUUGAACGACGAGUUCUCACAAGAGUGGAAGCUGAAAACUGAUGUGAAGAAGAUUGAUCUUCCCAAGAAUCCCAGUCUCAGCUGCCCUAUUUUCCCUCUUGCUUGCAUGGGAGAACGUUGUCAAGGCGGAAAGGGCGCCGAUGUCGAUAUUGAUACCAAGUGCUAUGCUGGACAGGAGUCCAAGUACUCAGUUGAUAUGGAUGAAGAGGAUUGGAAGAGCACUUUGGAUAAGUUCUGCGAGACCAAGCCAUUGUUGCGUGAUAGUUUUGAUGAGACGUGGACAGACGCAGAGCUCGGCGUUACUGACUACGACGGCUAUGUUUGCGAAGACGUUUUCGAGAAGUUCAAAUCAUGCGUUGAAGACAGCGAAACCAUCAACUGGGGUCAACUUGAUCUCGACUGUGGAACUCUCACUUACAGUAUUUAUGACGGCGAAGCUGAAGACACAGACAAAAAGUCUCUUGAAUGGGAUUCUAACCCAAGCUGCUUCGCAUCUGACGAGUUUGGCGACCACAAAGAUGUCUGGGAUCACCAGGUCAAAGAAUACGCCACAUGGGCCUGUCGGAACGCCGACGAUUCACCGGUCAAGAAGGAUGACUCGGACAGCUUCAUUUUUUUCCAGAGGUGGGCCUGGGGCGCGCUAUACCAGUAUAAUAUCUGGUGGAAGGAUGGUUGUGAGCUUGACAACGGUGCAACAGAACAGUGGGCAAAUGAUCCGCUUGACAAUGGGUCUUCUAAUAUGUGCGAGGCCACUCUUUUUGAUGCCUGGAAAGGUUGCAUGCAAUAA